Drosophila melanogaster (fruit fly) is the source of this 702-nucleotide messenger RNA. RefSeq lists its product as uncharacterized. The record is from RefSeq and is marked reviewed. Lineage: Eukaryota; Metazoa; Arthropoda; Insecta; Diptera; Drosophilidae. The coding region runs from base 41 to 406 and encodes 121 amino acids. The transcript has 2 exons.
CUGGCUUUGAAAAGGACGAAGCAAUCGAAGGGUAAGGAAAAUGACGCGUCCUGCGAUUUUCCUCGUUGUCUGCUCAAUAACUCUGCUUAAUUCCGUCAAUGGCUACAAGGAGAUCCAUGGAAUGAAUGGCAAGCUGUUUCCGAAGGCGGCGACGUUUAAUUUUCCCGAAUAUGCUUACAAGGAGACCAGCAAAAAUGAAAUCACUUACCACGAACUGGAGGUGACCUGUGACCAGCACGCCCAGUGCAUUGGCCUUAGUCCGGUGGGCGUGGCCAAGAUCAACUGCAUCCGACAGUGCAUUUCGCCAUCGUGCUACCAGGACAUCUAUGCCUUCAACGAGCUGGAGGAGGGCGAAAUCGACGCCAGGCUGAACUCCUUUAAGGGAUGCGUUAUCCAACGCAUGUAGCAGCGACCGCAGUUGUUCAAGGAGUGCUUCAUCUUCAAGUGGCUGGAGCUCACUGGCAUCGCCUACUAAAUGGACCCAAUGCCGAUCCGUUUCGAGCACUUGCAGUUGAUGGAGCUAUUGGCUGUUGACUGCGAAGAUAACACACAGGAGCCUCUUUCUACCAAAUGCCCAUUUGGAUGUGAGAGGCUUCGGCGGCAUCAUCUGUGCAAUGAAAUGAACUCUUACAUCGCAUCUGCGAUCGGUUGACUGCCCCUUGACUUAAGGCCAAAUUUAGAAAUAAACUUUUUCACUAAUAU